Molecule: messenger RNA, 1545 nt
Organism: Solea senegalensis (Senegalese sole)
Lineage: Eukaryota; Metazoa; Chordata; Actinopteri; Pleuronectiformes; Soleidae
Product: mas-related G-protein coupled receptor member X4-like
Exons: 4
Coding region: 73-936 (287 amino acids)
Biological process (GO): G protein-coupled receptor signaling pathway
Cellular component (GO): membrane
Molecular function (GO): G protein-coupled receptor activity
Source: RefSeq, a predicted model, not a curated record
AUCACACAAACUCUGCUGAAAAACCACUUCAUGCUGCUCUCAUCCGACUUUGUCCAGGUGUGAAGCUGAACAAUGGAGAAACCCUGCAGCAAUGCUAGCAUAUACAGCAACUACAGCCAAAUUUUGGAUUGUGUCAUCUUGUUGAAUCAACUGGAGCGUAACCUGAAAGAGCAAUUGUUCCUUCAGCACAUCGAGACUGUGCUGACGUAUGUCAUCAUCUCCAUCGGACUUCCUCUGACGCUUGUAGCCAUCUACGGUGUUCUCUCUCUGGUGAGGACUGAUAAUGAGGCUCCGAUUUACAUCGUCAACCUUCUCGUCUCUGACCUGAUCCAGUUCUGCUGCAUGAUCGCAUCAGUGGUGGCCAAAGAAAAGACUUAUGAAGAUGUUCAUCUGUACAGUCUGAUUGUCAGCUGUGGGUUCAUGCUGUGUAUCUCUGUGAAAAGGUAUUUGGUCAUCGCCUGGCCGCUGUGGUACCACUUCAGACGAUCCAUCAAGAUGUCUGUAGUUGCCUGUGUCGUCGUCUGGACUCUCCCUCUUCUCUUUUUCGUCUUGAUCGUUUUCAUUAGCCUUUCAACAUUGAGGAAAAUCAUGGCCGUCCUCAUUUUCCUUCUGUUGCCUGUGCAAAUAUUUACGGUGGUCGGGACUCAGAGGGCUCUGUCCGCAGCCAGCCGUAUCCCCACUGAUGAAAAAAGACGAAUUAUGGCACUUCUGAUUUUGGUGCUGUUCACGUACAUACUGGUCCUCCUGCCCAUUGCUCCACAAUUAAUAAUUGGAGAACUCAACCAUUUGUCUUCUUUUGUGUGCAAAAUUCUUAUCAAGCUAAAUCCAAUUGCUGACUUGUUUCUGUAUUUCUUCCUCAGGAAGGGCGUGGUAGACACACUUUUGUCCCAUGUCUGUUGUUGCAGACUAAGAGGUGAUGAUGUAGUGUCAACCUGAUCUGGUUUAGGCUCUGCUGUGGGACACUGUGUGUAAACAUCGCUAAAUGUGUGUUAACACUGAACAGCUUUGGGAUGGACGUGACAUGAUGUACACAUUGUUGCUUCAAACAUCAUGUGACAAUUUGUUGCCAUAUAUUAUGAUGCUUCAGAAAUACAGGACAAAAUUAAAGCUGCUUUGUCGUCACUCGCAGCUCUACGACCUUUCAUACAAUGUUUGAUGGUGAUAACAAUCAGCCACACCUGUUCUCUUAGCAUGAAAAUAUGCAGACUUGUGAAAUGUACCUCAUUUGUCAAAUUUAUACAAAAAUAUUUGGUUUAUCGUUAGCCACUCUACAAUAAUACUGUUAUCUUUAGUGAGAACACACAGUUCAUUUGAUUUGUUUACUUAAGGCGUACAAUGCAAAUGGUAUCGGUUGCUUCACUCAGCUGUGGUAGCUGUGGUUAGUGAAUGUUUUAGGUCCAUGUUCCUCCAUGUGCUGGGACUGGGUAGCGUGUAUCAUGCAUCAUGAUACACGCUACCCCAUCAUGUAUCAUCUGGUGUGAACAUAUAUUUACUAAUAUUUAUGUAUUUUUUUGCAAGGGUUCAUUUUUUUCUGCUGUAAUUUGU